Molecule: messenger RNA, 910 nt
Organism: Dromiciops gliroides (monito del monte)
Lineage: Eukaryota; Metazoa; Chordata; Mammalia; Microbiotheria; Microbiotheriidae
Product: protein S100-A9-like
Exons: 4
Coding region: 411-779 (122 amino acids)
Molecular function (GO): transition metal ion binding; calcium ion binding
Source: RefSeq, a predicted model, not a curated record
CUGUUGCUGGACUUGAAGAUCACAAUCUCGUAGCCUGGUCUUUUUUUUUCUCAGAUACUUAUUCAUCUAAGAUCAAGAAGGGACUAAAACAGAGGAGCCAGAUGAAACAAAAACACCACGUGCUUUUGGCCACAAAGCAAUGAGGUGGAGGACGGGUUCCGCCACCUGGAGAUUUAUAGUAUUUCUUCUCAUUUGGAAGCUGCGGAGGAGAGAGGGAGCUUUUGUCGCUAGUGGAGCGUGGGUGUGUGUAGCUGUGGUUUGCCCGGAGAGUGAAGGCUUGCUCUCUGAAAAUAAUAAAGCUGCAGCCAUAUUGUCUCUGUAUCAUUGGUUUGAUGAUUGAUAUCAGUACCUCAUCAAUGGAUCCCUGGAUAAUCAUUUUAUCACAAAGGUCCUCCCUGACCCACUGAGCCAUGGCACCCACAAAAUACACUGCUUCUGAGGAAGACCUCAACACCAUUAUUGACAUCUUCCAUAAUUAUUCCCAUGAGUCUGGGGAAGAAGAUGCCCUGGAGAAAAAAGAGUUGGAAGAAUUCAUAAAGAAGGAGGCUCCUAAUUACCUUAAAUAUUUGAAGGAACAGAAUACAUCUCUGGAUUCUGUGUUCAAGAAAGCUGAUGUGAACAAUGACAAGCAUUUAUUUUUCCCUGAGUUUGUUGCUGUGUUGGGUGAAAUAGCUAUUGAAAUACACAACAGAUACCACAGAGAAGAGGGCCCAGAAGGCCCAGAUGGUCCAGAAGGUCACGGCCAUGGUCAUGGCCACUCACAUGGUCACCGCCAUUGAGAGGGAUCAGAGCUAGAAAUCAAACUAACUAGCCUUUGGAGAAACAGAAUGGGAAACCAUUGAAACAUUCAGUCCCUUGACUAGUUUCUGGAUACUGAUGUAGAAUCAAUAAAAAAUUCUCUUUUAAUUGA